Besnoitia besnoiti is the source of this 1449-nucleotide messenger RNA. Its product is annotated as putative glutamic acid-rcih protein. The coding region runs from base 1 to 1449 and encodes 482 amino acids. The record is from RefSeq and is a predicted model, not a curated record. The transcript has 6 exons. NCBI's taxonomy places the organism in Eukaryota, Apicomplexa, Conoidasida, Eucoccidiorida, Sarcocystidae.
AUGGCGACGAGCCGCAGUGUGCUGGGCGGGCGGCGGCCUGCGCCUUCUUCUUCUCUCGGCUCGCUGUCAUCUCUGCCGGCGCCCGCGUUUUCCGCGCCCAGCCGGCGGCCGGCGUCCUACCUGAGCGCGGCGUUUUCUGGGGAAAACGUCUCGCCCUCGAUGCUCGCCAAGAAGCGCAUGCAGCCCGCGCAGACCUUCUCCGCUGCUCCUCUCAGCCGCGGGGUCCCCGGCCGUGGCCUCAGCCGCCUCGUGCAUGCCACGCUUGGCGUCUCGUCUUUCUCUGCUUCUCUCUCGUCUUCGCUCUCGCAUUCUGCCGCGUCCUUCGCCGCGGCGGCGCCCUCGUCUGCGAACGCGACUGCCGCCAAGCCCAGCAGCGCCUGUGGAGACAAGCAGGCCGCGCGGCUCAGGAGCCCUCCAGGGGGCGCAGCAAGAGAAGGCGGCGCGACUGACGCAGACACACACGCUCGCGGCGCCUCAACCGGCGGCGAGUCAGGCGCCCUAGGCAGUAAAGGCAGCCUGGGGCCGUCGCUGAAGGAGCACUCGGCGCUCUCCGCCGCCGCGCAGACCGGCAGCGCGCUCGCGAAAGCCGCACACGGAGCAAAGUCUGCGCCUCUGAACGCCCCGCCGUCGGCUUCGUCACGCGCAUCUUCCGCUGGGGCGGCGGAGGCGCCCGCGAGCUCGCCGCGGCGGACACGAGACAGCGCGCGGGCGACGGAGACAGGGCCGCGCGGUGGCAAGCGGGAGCGCGGCGCGCAGAGGCGCAGGAGCGCCGGGGAGGGCGCGCGGCUGAGCGAGGGAGAGCGAGGCAAAAAACCGGAGGAGAGAUACCGGCGCAGGGGACGAGGCGGAAGGGCGAGCGACGGCGUCCAACGCAGCGCAAGCCCCGAGACCCGCAACGGCGAGCAAAGAGACAAACGACGCGCGCGAGGGGAGGAGGAAGCAGAUCCGCGCGAGAAACAGUCGCACGCAGACCUCGAGGAAGAAGAAAGAGCUGCCCGGCGGAGACGCACGGUGCUUCGCGAGGCGACGAAAAUCGCGAAAGAAGGCUUCUUGAUGUCGCGCGAGGCUCUGGCCUUGAAGGUCGCGGAGAGUGGCUACGAGGUUUCUUGGGGCGCGACCUGCACGCCGUUGACCGUGGAAAAGGAGUUCAUGGGCGGCGUGAUCAUCCUCAACGCGGGCGCCUCGUUCGGUCCCGUCAACACGCAAGAAGGCUUGACGCGUUUGUUCGUCUUGGCGUGCGAAGACGGAAAGCUUCAGUUCGAGUCGGGUCUUAAAGGGUCUUGCGCGCGCGUCUCCCAGUAUUCCGAACUCCUCGUCUCCCCGUUCAGCGCAUAUGCCCUGACGAAUCGCAGCAAGACGCAGCCUGCGCGUCUCUUGCUCAUGUCCAACGGCGUGGAGGAGGCCCGGUUUCAGCCGUCGCGGUUCCUUCCAGAAGUGAAGCAAAACUAA